This is a messenger RNA of Bufo bufo (common toad), 1501 nucleotides long. It is a transcript of the gene DDX47, whose product is annotated as DEAD-box helicase 47. Bases 74 to 1405 code for a protein of 443 amino acids. The transcript is spliced from 12 exons. Gene Ontology annotation, molecular function: ATP binding; RNA helicase activity; nucleic acid binding. NCBI's taxonomy places the organism in Eukaryota, Metazoa, Chordata, Amphibia, Anura, Bufonidae. The record is from RefSeq and is a predicted model, not a curated record.
AGGAUCCUAACGCGUGACCUGGGAAUGUCACGUGACAUCGUGACGUCGCAUCUCCCAUAGAACACCGGGUAACAUGGCGGCUCACGUGGAGGUCCCUGCACUAGAGGCAGAAGAGAAAAGUUUUCGAGAUUUGGGCGUAACCGAAGUUUUAUGUGAAACAUGUGAACAGCUAGGAUGGAAGCAACCAACGAAAAUUCAAAUAGAGGCUAUUCCUGUGGCCCUUCAGGGUCGCGACAUCAUUGGUCUGGCUGAGACUGGUUCAGGAAAGACCGGAGCUUUUGCAUUACCUAUUCUUCAGACAUUGCUGGAAAACCCCCAGAGGCUUUAUGCCUUGGUUCUCACACCAACAAGAGAAUUAGCAUUUCAGAUUUCGGAACAGUUUGAGGCGCUGGGUUCCUCCAUUGGCGUCAAGAGUGCGGUUAUCGUUGGUGGAAUUGAUAUGAUGUCCCAAGCCCUGGCACUAGCAAAGAAGCCUCAUGUCGUAAUUGCCACACCAGGGCGCCUGAUUGACCAUCUUGAAAACACAAAAGGAUUUAAUCUUCGAGCCAUUAAGUACUUAGUGAUGGAUGAAGCUGAUCGUAUACUGAACAUGGAUUUUGAAACAGAGGUUGACAAAAUCCUCAAAGUUAUUCCUCGUGAUCGCAAGACCUUUCUUUUCUCUGCCACAAUGACAAAAAAGGUGCAAAAACUUCAACGUGCUGCUUUAAGAGACCCGGUGAAAUGUGCAGUGUCCUCGAAGUAUCAAACAGUAGAAAAGCUGCAGCAGUAUUAUAUUUUCAUCCCUUCAAAGUUCAAGGACAGCUAUCUUGUGUACAUCUUGAAUGAACUAGCAGGGAAUUCUUUCAUGAUCUUCUGCAGCACAUGUAACAAUACGCAGCGUGUUGCUCUCUUGCUGCGUAAUCUUGGAUUCACUGCCAUUCCCCUGCAUGGCCAAAUGAGUCAGAAUAAAAGGCUUGGUUCUCUGAACAAGUUUAAGGCAAAAUCCCGUUCAAUUCUCCUGGCCACUGAUGUUGCAAGUCGAGGGCUUGAUAUUCCACAUGUGGAUGUUGUUAUGAAUUUUGACAUUCCAACACAUUCUAAGGAUUACAUACACAGAGUAGGCAGAACAGCUCGUGCUGGAAGAUCUGGAAAAGCUAUUACUUUUGUAACACAGUAUGAUGUGGAGCUGUUUCAAAGAAUAGAACAUCUGAUUGGUAAAAAGCUUCCAGCCUUUUCUACCCAAGAAGAGGAAGUAAUGAUGUUAAAUGAAAGAGUAUCCGAGGCUCAGAGAUUCGCUCGCAUAGAACUAAGAGAACAAGGAGAAAAGAAAAAACGACCUCGGGAUGAGGAAACAGAUGAUGCUGAAGGUUCUUUGGGAGUGAGAAAAAAAGUUGCAGGAGGAAAAUUCAAAAAGAAGGUCCACUGAAAAGUGAAAAAAGGCUAAAACUUGUAAAUAAACAUCAUUGUUCUUCAAGAAUGAAAUCUGUCAGAACAAUUCCAGUAUUGGGCACCUUCUUAUUAU